CGUAAUCUGACCCUUUCCCCAAAUUCCCAAACAACCCAUCUUCAACGCCUUACCAAACACCCUCAAAAAUGGAAAUGGGAACCCUUCCCCUUUCAAUCGCUUCUUUCCGAAAAUGCCCCUACAUAAUUACAAGCAUGCCCCUAGCCCUUCCCUCUCCUCGCCAUUUUAGGCCACUCUCCUGCCCUACAACACGCUCCUUUACCCUCCAAACCAUCCUCAGACCCGACCAUCCCUGCAAUGCCCAACCCUCAGAAAAGUGGGACCCACAACCUCUCGUUGACGACCUUAGGGUACCCGACCACUGGUUGCACCCUUCCAGGGCACGCCAGGAAUCCGAGUGGCUUAGAGUAACUCUGCACAAAUGGUUGGAUGAUGAAUACUGCCCAGAGCCUACCAAUGUAGAAAUUAGCAAGAUAGCGGCCCACUCGUACUAUGAAUCUUUGAUGGUGAAACAAGUGGACCUGGGUGAGAUUCUAUUGAAGAUGGUGAGAGAUUUGGAAUCAAUCUCAUACCAAGAAAGCUUUCAUGGAGCUUUCUCAUCGGCAAAUGCUGCUGCACAUCUAAUAGCUCUACGGAUAGAGGCGGAAGAGGAGAAGUAGACCUAAUUUGGGUGUAUAUGCUAGGAAAUUAGUCUUUAAAAAAAAAAAAAAAAAAAAAACUAUGCCUCUGUUAUCAUUGAGCUGAUUUUGGAAAAUGGCGCGGCUUCAGUAUACAGAGUGUGCACUGAGAGUUGGUGCUCACAUUACAUCUUCACCAUUUAAAGAUGGUUGGCGGGAAUCUAGCAGCAUUUUAAAUUUAAUUUUUUUUAGCAUUUUGAAAUAGCUGUUUGAGAUUUCCAUUGUCUUUGGAUGAUUGGAGAUUAAUGAAGUUAUGAUUCUUGGUGUUCUUGGUGCA
Magnolia sinica is the source of this 894-nucleotide messenger RNA. RefSeq lists its product as uncharacterized. NCBI's taxonomy places the organism in Eukaryota, Viridiplantae, Streptophyta, Magnoliopsida, Magnoliales, Magnoliaceae. The transcript is spliced from 2 exons. The record is from RefSeq and is a predicted model, not a curated record. Bases 69 to 599 code for a protein of 176 amino acids.